This is a messenger RNA of Vigna umbellata (rice bean), 944 nucleotides long. The record is from RefSeq and is a predicted model, not a curated record. Lineage: Eukaryota; Viridiplantae; Streptophyta; Magnoliopsida; Fabales; Fabaceae.
UCGGAAGUCACAAAAUCUUAUUCGAAUAUCAAUAGUAAAAGCUUCCCUCUGAUCAAGUGCAAGCCAUGUUCUAAAGAAAAGAAAGAAGCACAAAAUUUGUAAGUUCAAAGGUUUUUUCAGUAGGGUUAUUUCUUAUCCAUUGAGAUUGGUGUAACUCUUCUUUCUGUGUUUUUAGGUUCUUGCUGAUUUUCAUCUAUAGUAUGGAGCCAUCACGGGACACUAUUAUCGAAGCAAAAGAAGAACUCAUGGUUUCACCAUUAUCUGGUGAAAACCCAAUUCGCAGAACUGCUUACUUUAUCAAUCCCUUCAUGAAAGGCUCAACAAGUCUUCCUCGUUACAUGUUCUCUUUUAGAAAAACAGCCAUUAUUGAUUCCAACCACGCAAAACUACCAUUGGAAGUGAUAUAUAGCGGAUGGCAUCGUCCAAAUCGAGAAUGGAAUACAUGGGUUCAACAGAUGCAACAAAAGUAUGAAUAUAUGUGGAUAAAGGCUAGGAUAGACCAGGCUAUCAAAGCUUCUACUUUUCUUAUCCAUAUAAAUGAUGAGUUGAUUCUUGAGCUUGCACAAAGGUGGUGUUCAAAGACUAACAUGUUUGUGUUUCCACGGGGAGAAGUAACUAUUACCCUGGAGGACCUGAAUGUUUGUUGGGGUUACUCUAUCAUGGGAGUGCCUUUCUCUAGAUGUCUUGUGGGUGAUGAUGAAAAGGAAGUAGAACAAGAGUUGAUUACUGUGUUUAGGAUGUUUGUCAAAACGAAGGCCAAAAGGGGAGAUCAUAAUCCAUGGAUGAAGUAUUUCAUAUAAGUCAUGAGAGCCAUGUGGAAAAUGAGGCAUUCUUGUCUUUGUGGUUGUCGAGGCUUGUUUUCCCUAGUAGAUCAAUUAAUACAAAUUUGAAAAGUGUUUUUCUUAUUGCUAUAUAGUUAGCAAGAGGGACUCUAGAUCUUGCAC